AUGUCGGACACUUUUGACUUUAUCGUUGUUGGUGCCGGCCCAGCAGGUUCAGCCCUCUCCGCGCGCCUAGCCGCAGCCCCGUCCAGGCCCAGCGUCCUCCUCCUCGAGGCGGGCGGCUCCAACGACGGCAUCGCGCACCUCUCGGGCGCCGAGCGCUUCGCCGUCGCCUUCCAGCCCGGCAGCCCCCUGAACUGGUCCUACAAGACCACGCCGCAGCGCCACCUCGACAACAACCAGGAGAUCGACUACUCCCGGGGCAAGGGGCUUGGUGGCAGCACGGCAAUCAACUUCUGCGGAUGGGUCGUCGGCCCAGACGAGGACUACAAUGAGUGGGAUCAGCUUGUCGAUGGUCGUGGCAGGUUUGCGUGGAGCAAUGUGAGGAGGAUACUGAAGGACAAGGUCGAGCGGUUUCAUAAUGACGUCCCCCGGGAGUACGGGAAGUGGUUUCAACCAAAGCCUGAAGAUCACGGCACGACCGGGGCUGUCGACGUCUCGUACCAAGAGGACUGGUUCGACAUCUGCAAGGACCUCUUCACGGCCGCGGAGCAGACCCCGGGCUUCGACGGCGUCAACCCGGACGUCAACAGCGGCGACCCCAUCGGCAUGGGUAUUGGCACGCUGUGCGUCUACGGCGGGAGCAGGAUCACCUCUGCGAGCGCGUAUGGGCUGCAUGCACCGGCAGAGAACUUGACGGUCGUCACGGAUGAGCUUAUCGAGAAGGUGAUAUUUGAGCAGCAGCCUGGUGGCAGUGGUGAGAGUAUUGCUGUGGGCGUGCGCUCUGUCUCGGGCAAGGAGUGGUGUGCAAUCAAGGAGGUCGUCAUCUGCGGCGGCGCAAUCAACACGCCACAACUACUCAUGCUAUCUGGUGUUGGGCCUAGAGAACAGCUGGAAAGGCAUGGGAUCAAGGUGGUCAAUGACUUGUCGCAGGUUGGGCGCAAUCUACAGGACCACUGCUUCUCGACGGCAGGCAUCGUGAUCAAGAAGCGUCCCGGCGAAAGUGAGCUUGGGCCGAAGAAGUUCGCCUCGCCAAUGGGCUGGUUCAAGUUACCUGCUGUCCAUGCAUCCAAGGAGUUUCAAGAACUACCCAGAGAGACAAGAGAGUUCCUGGAGAGGCCACACGUGCCAAACUGGGAGAUCGCAGCGCUUACACCAUUCUUCGCCGACACACCACUUGCCGAGGACGAGGAGGUCUUCUCAUCCAUGGCGCUCAUCAUGAACCCCCAGUCAAGAGGCACAGUCACAUUACAGUCGACAGACCCCCGCCAAGCACCACUCAUCGACCCCAAGUUUCUCACACAUCCCUAUGAUAAGCGGAACGCCAUCGAGUCCCUACGUGAGAUGCUUAGAUACCAGCAGGCACCGGCGUGGAAGGCACGCGAGGUGACCAGAACAAUAGGCUGGCCCGCGGGGACUUCCUACGAGACUUCGCCAGACAACAUGUCUGAUGAGGCUCUGUGGUCGAUUGUCAAGAGCAAGGUUGGAAGCUCGUGGCACAUGUCUGGAACCUGCCGGAUGGGGGCCAAGGGAGCCAGCAAGGAGGAUGCCUGUGUGGAUUCUGACUUCAGGGUGAUCGGGACAAGACGCCUGCGGGUGGCUGAUAUGAGUAUUGUGCCACGGGUCAACAACAACCACACACAGACGACAGCGUACAUCAUCGGGGAGUUGGCAGCCGAACAGCUGAUCCAAGAACAUGGGCUCAGCCGACUUCAGCGAAGCACCUUGUAG
Microdochium trichocladiopsis is the source of this 1725-nucleotide messenger RNA. Its product is annotated as GMC oxidoreductase-domain-containing protein. Gene Ontology annotation, molecular function: oxidoreductase activity, acting on CH-OH group of donors; flavin adenine dinucleotide binding. Lineage: Eukaryota; Fungi; Ascomycota; Sordariomycetes; Xylariales; Microdochiaceae. The coding region runs from base 1 to 1725 and encodes 574 amino acids. The transcript has 4 exons. The record is from RefSeq and is a predicted model, not a curated record.